Molecule: messenger RNA, 5925 nt
Organism: Sabethes cyaneus
Lineage: Eukaryota; Metazoa; Arthropoda; Insecta; Diptera; Culicidae
Gene: vir
Product: protein virilizer
Exons: 4
Coding region: 113-5713 (1866 amino acids)
Cellular component (GO): RNA N6-methyladenosine methyltransferase complex
Molecular function (GO): RNA binding
Source: RefSeq, a predicted model, not a curated record
CGUUUUGUGGUGAUGAAAAAAGUAGUUUUUAAUGUGCAAAAUCAUUAAAAUUCGUAGUGAAAAUUAGUGCAAAACUUAACUUGAAGUUCGCGCACUCUUUGUACGGUCAAAUAUGGACGAAGAAACGCCGGAACUGCUGUUUUUCGAUACAUUUUCUCACGACACCUAUGAGAAAUUAAACCUGGAUCUGGUGCAGUUCCCGAAGCCGGUUUACAUCACGGAGGUGCGCAUCAUUCCGUUGGGGGCGCGCGUACAGGCCGAUUUUCCCGGUGGCGUCCGGCUGGGGGCCACCAAUCCGUCGCAGUUUAAAAUCGAGCUGUUCGUGAACGAUCUGGGAAAGCCGGGAGCGCCGACCUUCGAGUGUUUGGGCGAUUUCGAGUACAAUCAGAACAAUUGUAUUCACCUGGAGUGCGGCAAGCCGGACGAUGUUGGUCCGCGUCCGAUUCCCACCGAUGGGCUGGUGCUGAAGGGGUUCUAUACGACGAUUACGCUAGCGGUGUACGGUGUGUUGACGGCGAAUAUUGCCGAGCCGAUCGUAUCGCCGAGGGAGGCUUCGCCUCCGCCGGAUCAGGUGCUGCCCGUUGAGGUUGGACCGGGAGCGGGGCAGGAUGGAAUUGCCGAGCCACUGGGGGUGGCUCAGGAGUGGUUGGAGGAACCGGCUCCGGUCGUCGUGCCGACGGAGGUGUUUGUGCAGAAGGAGUAUCCCGAGGCGGAUGGGGAAGAUAUCCCGAAGGAUCCACGGCCGUAUGCAAGGCGGGUGGCUGCCGCAGCUGCGGCAGUUGGGGUAAUCCCGGCGGAGCCGGUUUCUCCGAAAAUGAUGGAAUGCGGUGAGGUGGUUGUGGAUAAGCGUGGCAAGCGGGUUUCCCGUUCCACCGAGAGGCAGUUGCAGUAUGAACCGACGGUGCGGUCCAGGGGUCGCAGCCACGAAUAUUCUCGUUCGCCCAGUUUGUGUAAGGAUUAUCAAACGCAGAAAAGGGAUUGGUCUAGAAGUCCGGAUUAUGGGCAGCGUUCGAGACGAAUUCGCAGCAGUUCGUACGACCGGGUUCGUAGGGGUUCGUCGUACGAUCUGGAGAAGGAAGAACGACGUCGGCCGAGAUCGCCGAUUGAUUCGCCCCGGCGACCCAGGUCGCCGGAUCCGUUGGAUUCAUCCAACGAUUAUGACGAUGCUGAUUUCCGUCACGGUGGAGGGCACAAGUACGAUAAACGUUCGGCUGAGGGACGUUUGAAGGGUUCGAGUGGAGGUGGCGCAGCCACCGCAACCGGAAGCCCGGCUUCCGUUUCGGCUACGCCGGUGGCUUCACCGGCUUUGGCACCCGAUGAGGAUGCUCUGUCUGCUACGGAGCAGUUUGAACCGAUUCUCAGUGAUGAGGAUAUUGCCGAUGAUUAUGACUACGAUAUGGAGUACGAUUUUGCGGAGGAAUAUUAUAAGAGUUUCAAUCCGCUGACGGUGGUGCUGAAAAAGUUUGCUCCGGAGGAGGACAAACCAGCGGCUGUGUUUUCCUCGAUCAAGCAUCUGGAGAACGUGUUGAAGAACGUGCGCUACUCGAAGCUGGCGACGGCCAAUUUCGGAGCGGAAUCCGGUGAUUUUAAGGAGGGUUUUGUGGUUUACACCGAACAGAUUGUGCAGCUGUUGAGUCAGAUUUUUCAACUGCCCGAAUGUCGGUCCAGGUUCGAGCGUGACCUAGCCGGUUGGAUUGAGCAGAAGGUGGAAGGGGUUGAUGUUAUGUUGAACUGUAUUAAGUUGGGGCUGGAUGUGGAUCGAGCACUGACACAGCCGCAGCCUGCCUAUAAGCUGCGGCACAUGAAGGCCGGAAUUCGGCUGACGGAGUUUUUGGGUUCAACCGAAGCUUUUGUGAAGGUUAUUCUGGAGCAGGAGGAUUUUAACAUUUUCGACAAACUGCUUGGCCUGUACUCUCAAAGUUAUAUGGCUCUGUCCAUUAAGCUGAUGAUAAUUCGGUCGAUUUACGCCUGUUUGGACACCAAGCAGGGCUUGGACUACUUCCUAAGUCCAGAAUAUAAUGGAUAUCAGAUUUUGCUGGAUUUAAUUCAGGAGAAUCCUUCAACUCGCAUCAGUUUUGCGCUGAAAUCCCUCCUAAAGAAGAUUAAUAUGUACGAAAAUUUGGAUCUGAUGCGCAGCACCGUUUCCGAUAUGUAUGCAACCCGGCUUGAGCCGGGUUUUAAAGCGGAUCCUUCGACGGUUUCCGUACUGGAGAACUGUUUCACGGAACUGACGAAGGCUCUGACCUGGGACGCCAUAGCUUACAGUCAACCGAAGCGUUUUCUGCCGGUUUCGGCUAAAUUUGAAAUUCACAAGGACAUUCACUCGUCGCUGACGGCCAACCGAAGCUUUGUGGCCUUCUUCGAAACGCACAAACUACUGGAGACGAUCGUGUUUUUGUUGGAAAUGAAGAUUUCGUCCUCUUCGCUGAUUGGGGCGGUUUAUGAUUUGCUGGCUGCCCUGCUGAAGAACCACCAGAAGCUGGCGUACCUCAUGGAUCACAUCGAGACGGUUAAUGUUCUGUUGAGGAUCUUGUUCCAGCACUGUCCGGCUGCUAUCGGCUCUGACGAGCCUCACCCGGAAGAUUUGCUACAUGAUUUGACGCGUGGUCAACUGUUGGGACUGGAGAUGGCCUACAAACUGCAGACGGUGUACUAUCUGGAUGGCAUUGGCCAAACGAAGAACGAUUUGGAUAAGCUGGUGGAAUCUUUGCAAUCGCUGUUUCAUUUGACCACCAGCAUUGGGAAGCGACAUGUUGUGGAGGUGAUUUGCAUGGAAGAUAAUCUCCAGCUGUUGCUGGAUUUAAUUGAGAUUGAAAAAAGGGCACUUUCGAAGGAAGGAUCGCCCGGCGUUAAGCACAAGUCCCCGGUGCUGAGCUACAGCGUUGAUUUGGUGGAUUGUGCUGUCCGCCAGUGCGACAAUGUUGCCUAUUUGGUGAAGCACGGCGAGAGUUUGCUGAAUUUGGUUAAACAACACGAACAGUUCGAGUCGUCGGUUAGUGCCAUGCUUCAGGAAAUGGCAGUUUAUCUAAAACCGCUGGAAAUUCACGAAAUAUUCUCCUACGAAGACAUUAACCCGUUGGUAGAGCUGAUGAAGCGAAGCUUCGAAUUUAUAACGACUUUCCCUGGAGAUCUUAUUAUGUCACUGCGAUUGCUUCGCUAUUUGGGCAUUCCGGAACAUGAAGGACAAGGCGAACCAAGCCACCGGGAGCUUAAAUACAAGUAUACAAUCCUGCAAUUCUACUCAGCCGAUGGUAAAACCCUGCUAAUUUCGAUCCUCGAGAAGCUGUACACUUACUUUGACCAACCGGCGAUUCAUGCCUCCAGUUUGGCCAGCAUGCAAGGAAUUUUACUGACUCAAAUUCUUACUCCAUUGAUUCAAAUUCUGCGCAAAUUGAUGACUUAUUUAGUCGAGUGUCGUAACACCGAAUUCAAGGAUCUAACCGUAAUCGAACCUCUGCUGAGAACCUAUGCUCUAAUGCAAAGCGUCCCACUUACUGCCCCCGCCAUCAACGAGGCGCGUGAAAUCCAAAAGGACAUCAUUCGAAUCCUGCUAAUUUUUACCCAACCGACCCCAACGGAUGGUCUCGACACCAACAACAUCCACAAAAGCCUCUGGACCCUGAUGAUCGGAGAACUAAUCAAAUUUAUCUUGUACGGACCAAACUACUUCAUACCUGGUUUGUUAGUUUUCUCCGAACUGCUGCCUUUGCCGCUGCCAAUCCAAUGCCGCCAGGAACUAACGCCAAUUGAAGUCAGCAAACUGGUAAACGAACGCCAGCUCUGGUCCGCUCAUUUACAUCCGCAAAGCCCAGCCAUCACGGAAAUGAUCCAAACAAUCUGCCCCUCCAGCUACACUCCACUGUUGGUCAUCUUCAGUCGCGUCUGCCUCCAACUAUCGGACUUAGCACCAAACAUGACCCUCCUAAUUUCGAAAGCUAUUACCGACCUAAUCCUGCAGGAACCCCUGCUUUCCGGAGGGCUCGCAAGCACCUCCCACGCACGCCUAUUCAGCUUCCUCGGAAGCUUGGUCUGCCACGCUUCGGUGAAAAUUUCCGUCCUUUCGAUUCUUCCCGGACGCAUCAUGGAUCUGAUGACGGGCUUCCUGCUGAACAGCGGCCAAACACCGGCCCACCAGCAAACGCAGGAAAACAUCUACAUCGUGUUCCAGAAUCUGCUGGACACCGAAUUUGCAAUGGUUUUCGGAAGCAACAUCGCCCCGGCGAUGCAGCUUGCCUGUUCGCUCCCGUCGAAGGAAAUCGUCGAAAGCUGCUGUUCGACCAUCGUCGAUAAUCUGUCCAGUGUGGAAAUCGGGGCCGGCCUGCUGGCCGCCGUCGUUCGCACUAUGCUGCUGCUGACCGAGCACGACAUUACCCUUUCGACGCUGCUGGUGGCCAUGGAAAAACGUAGGGAAGCCAUUCUUUCGGUGGUUCAGCACUUUGCCGAUCGGGCCCGCGACAUUCCGGAUUCCUACCGGCAGAUCUUCAUCAUGCUGGCCGAAUUUUGGCGCUCGCUGAUCAUGAUCGACGAUACGGCACUGAUCGGCUUCAAUCUACCGAAACGUACGGUUAAACUGAAUCGCGACCAGCUGGCGACCUUCCUCUGUCGGAUGAGCGUCAAAAAGGAAGGUCAAGACUAUCCGCUGGAUAGUGAUUGUACCCAACUGUUGAAAACCCUGCUGAACAUCUACCGGGUGGAGCCGAAACCGGUGGAACCGGUAGUUGACCCCGCAGCGGAUGCUGAAGAAAGCUCGCAAUCGGCUCCGCCGAUGAUCAUUCCCCCCGUGGAUACGCUGGAGGAAAACCUAACCUAUCUCAUUGAACAACUAAAGGAUGUUUCCCCCAACUGGGAGUCUCAGUUCGAUUUCGGAACCGUGGAAUCCCUUCCACAGGCGGAAGGCAUCGUCACCCAGUAUGCUUCACGCAGUGUUUUCAUAAUCAGCGAAGAGUUUGAAGAUCAGCUGAAAGCCAGUUACUGGUUAAGUUUCUCCCCGUGUGAUGAAGAUGUCGAGCGGGAGCAGAUCCCGUGCGAUCUACAGGAGCUAGCAAAGACCUGCCUGGCCGGGGACAUCAAUUUGACUUCGGACUGCAAACGACUGCUGCACCUGUCCGCUUCACCACACUCAAACCGGGAUCGCGUCACAACGGCACCCUGUUUCCGAACGCGCCGUGUUGAGGUGGAACCCAGCACCGGUCGACCGGAGAAAAAGAUUUUCGCUACUCCCCUCCGGGGACGCGGUUUCACCCGAGCCCCGGUCACACGCGGCGACCUGUUCCGCUCUCGUCCGCCGAACACAUCCCGUCCUCCAUCGCUGCACGUGGACGACUUUCUGGCACUUGAAACGUGCGGUGCCCAGCCGACGGGACCCACAGGAUAUAACAAACUCUCGCGUGACAUUAUCACCAUUCGGGGCAGUGGCCGUAGCCGCGGUCGAUCGUUUUCCGAUCGAAUUCGUUCCGGACCGGGCUCGGGUUGGGGUGGUCAGGGUGGCGGCGGUGGUGGUGGUGGUGGCGGUGGAAGCGGUGGAGGAUCUAGCUGGUCGCAGGGUCACGAUAGCCCGUCCGGUUCGGGUAGCGGUGGGAAGCACUUUGGAAGCAGCAGCCAUGGACACUACCGGGAGCAGUCGCAGAAUCACUUUGGGGCACCGCAUGUGCGUUCACGUUCCGGUAGAGGGUUCAAUCGGUACGGUAGCCGACUUUACUCACGGCCGAACUAAGGGUGAGUAGCAUUGUGUCAGUUCAUCGUCGUUGUUCUUGCGCCGCAAUGUGGGUUGUUACUUGUUAGCUGCGAUAACACUGCAAUUAUUAUUAUAAAACUAUCGACACGUACAUCUUCUAGGUGUGUAACACUUAUCAACUUCGCUGCUGGCUAAAGCAAUUAGCGAACAUUAUCUAUUUCAACAUUAAACUUAACAUAUUUACCUUUUAA